AUGAAGUCUAGAGACAUAUAUAGUGGAUCAGAUUUAUUAAAUUGUCUUCAGGAACAGGAAAUAAGUGGACAGUACAGAAAUUUCAUUAGAAUGUCGUCUAUUGAUUUUGAAUAUCUUAUAAAUUUGAUCGGUGCAAAAAUUUCCAAAAAAGAUACUAAUUUCCGGAAAGCCAUUCCUAUGCAAGAAAGAUUGGCCGUUACGUUACGAUUUUUGGCAACUGGUGAUUCCUAUCAAAGUUUGCAGUAUCUUUUUAAAAUGUCGAAACAAGUCAUUGGACAGAUUGUUCCCGAAGUAUGCCAAGCAAUUGUGGAAGCAUUAAAAGAAAAUAUACAAGUAUGUAUGCAUGUUAUAUGA
Molecule: messenger RNA, 354 nt
Organism: Macrosiphum euphorbiae (potato aphid)
Lineage: Eukaryota; Metazoa; Arthropoda; Insecta; Hemiptera; Aphididae
Source: the annotation of a GenBank genome assembly